AUGAAGCUGAUCCCCCUGCUGGGCACCUUGCUGCUGGCCCUCGAGCUGGCCGCAGGCACCACCCGGCCGGACGUGGGGAUCCCCCCCGUGAACCUGAGCUGCUACAAGUGCUUCAAGAUGCUCUCACCUGACCAGUGUGCGCCAGUCCGCUGCCAGCCCCAGGACUCCGUGUGCAUCUCCCUCAUUGUCCUAAUCUAUUCCAAAAAGAAGAAGGAAACCUUGAUCAGCAAGGACUGUGCACGCAAGUGUGCCAAUACCAACUCCAAGAACCAGUGGGACAUGAAGCACUUCACCAGGGCCACCAUCUACCGCCAGUGCUGCCUGCAGAGCCUGUGCAAUCGGGCCUGGGCGCCACACUCGAUCCUGCUGCCCCUGGGCCUCCGCCUCCUCUGGGCCCUGCUGUGAGCACCACCACCCCUAGGUUUGCCCACACUACUCUGCCUCCUUCCUGGUUCCUCCA
Molecule: messenger RNA, 460 nt
Organism: Suncus etruscus (white-toothed pygmy shrew)
Lineage: Eukaryota; Metazoa; Chordata; Mammalia; Eulipotyphla; Soricidae
Gene: LY6L
Product: lymphocyte antigen 6 family member L
Exons: 2
Coding region: 1-405 (134 amino acids)
Cellular component (GO): plasma membrane
Source: RefSeq, a predicted model, not a curated record